CUGAUCACCAGUUCAAGGUGAGGCACCUCCUCUAGCCACAUCCAGUUUCUCCCUGAGUUUAUUUUAAAAUAAUGAGUUCUUGUUAUGGAUUUGAAUUUUUUCUUUGUAGUACUCUGUCGGCUGUGGCUGGAACACCUGACAUCACUGCCAUCAAAAUGCCAUUGCCAAAUGCCUCUGAAAUUAAUUAUAAGCAAGAGUGGUAUGGCUUGCACAAUGUGGCAUUUUAGCCGAUAAAAGUCAUUCGUGUUUUAGACACAAAAGAAAAAGAUUGAGGCUGAAGCACCAACCACAAGCGGUGCCACAAAAAUAUGGACAGGGGAACACUCGAGCGCGUGCCGCGCCCAACUAAAGCAGAGCGGCAAAAGAGAGAAACAAACUUGAGGGCAAAAUCCAUUAACUACUGUAUAUACCGGAAUCAUCACAAACGGUCAGCACAAUAUUAUAUAUACUGUUUUCCCCUAAGGAAGAACUUGUUCAUAUCUGUAGCAGCAGCUAACACGGAGUGGUUAAUGGAGAAGAGUAGCUUCGCCACUAAUAAUUGAUUUUUCAGAAGAAUGAAGAGAAGCUAAACUUUCAGUGAAUGCGUGUUAACACUUUCAGUUUUCUGAAGAAAAGCUUCAGGCUUCUGCAGUUUUCAUUCUUCACGGCGCAGAGGUUACAGAGGUCAGAUGAUGUGUGCAAGGAAGGAAAGAUGCAGACAAGCAACGCCGAAGACGUCUUCAAAGCGCUUGAUGAGAUUGAGUUCCCAGAGUUGGUAGAGCCCCUGAGGACUGCAUUGGAUGAAGCAAAAAGGCAGCCUGGAGCAAAACAGAGGAAACUAGAUAAAGAGCCAAUGCUGCAGAGCGAAAUGAUCGAGCAAACGAAGCCAACGCGGACGACAAUUAACUGCUCUAACCUUGUGGUACAAGAGAACCUGGAGGCGUUCGAGCAGCUUGAGGCAGCGCGCGCAGACGAAGAGUACAUGGUUGACCUCCGGCGGAUACAUCCGAAGCUCGUCGCCGAGGAGCGCCAACGGCUCGAGCUGUACCAGAAGGUGCUUGACGAUGCCAAGGAAGUUUUGAAGUUUUAA
Messenger RNA from Triticum aestivum (bread wheat), 1069 nucleotides. RefSeq names its product DNA polymerase epsilon subunit 3-like. The record is from RefSeq and is a predicted model, not a curated record. The transcript has 4 exons. Gene Ontology annotation, cellular component: epsilon DNA polymerase complex; CHRAC. The coding region runs from base 581 to 1069 and encodes 162 amino acids. Gene Ontology annotation, molecular function: protein heterodimerization activity; chromatin DNA binding. NCBI's taxonomy places the organism in Eukaryota, Viridiplantae, Streptophyta, Magnoliopsida, Poales, Poaceae. Gene Ontology annotation, biological process: heterochromatin formation; leading strand elongation; DNA damage response.